CUAAAAAAAAUUAAUGGGAUUUUUUUGUGUGUGUGUGUUUAAUCUGGAACCUUACUGUUGUUCUCUAUGAGACUAGGAAUGUGUAAUAAUUAACUAAUUAACCUUCACCUCAGCUGUUUGCUGACAGUUGCCAUCUCUUCUAUGAACUUUUUGGCACUAUGUCCGUCCUUGGCUUGCACAGGUUUGCAGCACUGAAUACUCAGACUUUAGCUUUCUGCUGCUUGAUAUUGUUAAUCGUUAUCUCAACAGUGUCAAUACCGAUGGCAUUUUUACUGUUUAGUAAAGACUAUUGUUCAUUUCAGUUUCACUAUUAUUUAUUUCUACUGUAGCACAACACUUGAGACAACUGUCAGGCCAGCAGUUGUCAUCAAUUUCUUUGUGUAUGCAAGAGGGAGUGAGGCACAGACCACUUGUCUGUUCAUCCUGUUUACUUGCAUUCCCUGGCAGCAGUGCUCGCUGGGUCUAAAAUGCCAUGAGGGAGGCUGUGUAUGUAUGCGUGUUUAAAUCGAGACUCUCCGGCUAAUAAAGGGGGCAGUUCAUGUCGCACUGUACCAUGUGUGGGUGGUGGGUGGCCCGAGCCCGACCUUCCCUCUGUCUCUCUCUUGGUCUUUGCAGCCCUGUGUGUAACAAAACUGUCUCUGCUGUGUUGAUUUUCCUAUCAGACGCCUAUCAUGCCUUUUCUCCUGGGGUUUAGACAGAACCGGCUGGUUUGUAUAGGAGUAAACAACCAGAGCUACUUCUGUGAUUCGGGCCACUGCUGUGGAGAAUCUCAGUGUUGCAGUUAUUACUACGAGGUGUGGUGGUUUUGGUUGGUCCUUACGCUCAUCACCAUGCUGGGCAGCUGCUGUGUGUGCCACCACCGUCGAGCCAAACACAGACUACAGCAACAGCAGCGGCAGCACGAGAUCAACCUCAUUGCUUACAGAGAAGCCCAUAACUACACCUCUCUACCCUUCUACUUCAGGUUCCUGCCUGGCUACCUCUUACCCGCAUAUGAGGAAGUCGAGAACAGACCUCCUACGCCCCCGCCUCCAUACAGUGCCUCCCAGCCAGCCCAGUCCACCAGCACGGACCCCCUGUGCUCUGAACAACCAGAUGAGCUCUGUCCUCCAUUGCAGUCCAGCCCCGCCACCCCAUCUGCAACUGACAUCUGUUCCCCGGGACCCUGCGUAGAGCAGGCACAUUCUGCCACCACACACCACCCUGCCAGAAAUGCCCACAAACCACAGUACCUCAGCCUAGAGGACGACGGGCAGCUCCAGCAGGUGGCGUGCGCUAACUCACACAGCCCAAUCAAACAAGGCAGCUCCAGUGAGGACCUGACCGAACCCGGAGAAGACUGUUCUCCCGAAAGCAAAGACAAGACUCCAGGGCGUCACCGGCGCUUUACGGGCGACUCUGGGAUUGAGGUAUGCGUGUGCAGCCAGGGGCCUGGAGACGGAGAGGAAGAGGAGGAGAUGAAAGAGCUUGUGGGGCUUAUGGAUGGAAGGGAGCUCGAGGAGCAGGACUUCUGUGAUAGUUGCAAUCCCCGUGGCAGCAGCCCUCCUCUGGGUCCCGGUGAUGAGGAGCAGGGCCUGGCUGACUCAGACGUGCCUCUGGAGCAUCAGCGACCUCCAGUCUGCCUCCAUCUGCACACUAUCAAUGAACAGGACGGUCCACAUCACGGCAACAACACGGACCCCCAGAGUUGAGCACAACCAGUUCCAGCAGAGACUUCCUUUAGACUGCUGUCUCCCUUUACUUUCUUGAGAUACAUCAGUUUGUACUGUCAGCUAUGUCACUUUGUGUGUGUGUGUGCAAGUGAGAGAGUUUUAAAAGGGGCGUUAAUGUGCGAGUCCUCACGGUUUUAUGGAUUAAUAAGGUAAUCUAUUAAAGACGUUAAUGGGUCUGUUGCCUCACAGAGAGGUCACGAUCAAAGCCACAGGGGAAAUUCUCCAGUUUAUAGCCUUAUCGAGCUCUGGGUGACAUGCCUGUAGAUUAAAGGCUUUUUGUUGGCAUUUUGGAGGCUGAUUGCCUCCUGAUAUGAAGCUGGCACUCAAUGUCGGGGAAUAUUGAUUUGUGCUGGUUUUUGCUCCUGAAUUCUUACUUUUAAUAUUCUUUUAAAAUAUUUAAAGGGAUGGGUUACCUAAAAAUGAAAGUUCACUCAACUUGAAACAAAUGUUUUUAAUGACACCUUGAGAGAUUUCACUUGCUCUUUUGGAAGUCCAUUCCACCAAAGCUGUGACGCUUCAAAAAGUUCAUAAAAAAAUUGUAAAUUAAAUCCAUAUGCACAUACAUAGAGCACAUCAAAUAUGGUAAACAGAAGCUGAAACGUACUUCCUUGAUAUGUGACAACCGAUCAAGCUUCAGCAAGACCCAAUGAGGUUUCUUAUGUGUCAAGCAAGUACGCUUGAAUUUCUGGUACUGUAUGUUCGUUGAUCAGUGUUUAUAUCUGAAUAAAAGCCUAAAUUAAAUCUGUUUAUCAUAUAAAGUGUUUGUUUCUCUUCAGAAGACUUAAAUUAACCGCUCGAUUCAUAUGGAUUUAUUUUACGAUCUCUUUAUGAAGCUAAAAAUAAGCAUCUAAGUUUAGGUGGAGUGGAGGUGGAGAUAUUUUUCAGAUUUCAUUAAACAUAUCUUAAUUUGUGUUUUAAAGGAAAACGAAUGUUUUCUGGGUUUGGACAGACAUGGUUAACUAAUUGAUAACAUUUUUUUCAUGUUUGGGUGAACUAUUCUUUUAAGAUUAUAUUGUGCACAAAAAAUGGAAAAGACAGCCACAGAGCAGUCUACUAACACUUCAAAGCUUUAAUAUUUAGUUAUUUUUUGUCUAUAUUACGUGUCCUUUUUAAAAAAAAAAAAAAAAAAAAAAAAUUGUUUUUAUCUGGAGUAUCUGCAUGAUGCUAUUCAGAAAAAUGAAGGAAAAUUCUAAUUUUUUUUUGUUGUCUUUUUGUAUCAAUAAGUGAACAUGCUCCCUACCUAGCAGGGUAUGGCUGGCAUUUUGUUUCAUCAUUGUAUUACACAUUCAAUAUUUUGCAUGAUUAUUUGCAGAAACAAAAAUAGAUCCACAAGCAUAAACUGAAUACAUCCACAUACUAGUAAUACAUUGUUCAUUAUGCAAAGACUCAUCAAAUGAAGGCUGAAAAUACCUUUGUAUAUAGAUCGAACCCAGCUUGUACAUUUACAAUAGGUGCCUUUGUUGAUUCGAGUAGUUUUCAUAUGCCUUAAAGAGAACGGUAUGCGUGUGUCAGAAUUUCUACAUAAAAUAAUUAAGGGCCAGUAUGAGUGAACGUUUUGGUCAAUGGUAAUUACUUGUUUGAAAGUAUCACUUGAUAAGCCUUCCAUAUCAUUUAAAUAUGUUUGUUUUUUGCCUUAAUUUUAUUUCUGUACUCUCCAAUAGUACUUUUAAAUUGUUUUUGUAUCUUAACACUGUAAGAGAACUCUCGCACCACUAACAGUAACUUAUGUAUAGGCCUUAUUACGUAAAAUAAUCUUUUAAUGUGCGUUUUAUUGUAGCAGAUCAGGUAAGGUUACUGUCAUGCUAGUGUAGCACUUAUGUCGGGUUCAUGAUGAGAUUGAGAUUUGUUUUUCUGUGGCGGUGAGACUGUCUAAAGCUGCUCCACUGCAUUCCCUAGACUGUGUGUGUGUGUGAGAGAGAGAGAGAGAGAGAGAGAGAGAGUGUCAUAGUGGAUUCCUUUAAGUAGGAUCGUUCUUCAGGCCACUGUGUUUGCUUGACCUUUGGUUUGGAUUAGCAGUUAGUCAUCCUUUAAUAGAGUCUUAGCUUGGGCACAGAUGGCUUUUCGGCCCUGUUGAUCUCCAGAUCAGAGUGUUCCUGUGUAAAUGGAGGCUAAUUUUCUUUCAAACGUGAUGUGGCUGGUAAAUUAGGUUCCUAGUGUGUUAGCUGGAAAAACUGGUUUUGGGAGGCAGAUUCCAACACAGACAUGAUGCCUUCGAAAACAUUUGUGUAGCAGUGCUGUUUGAGCGAAUCCAAAUAUUGAGCAUUCUGAACUAUUUAGACCAGUUAUAUCAUUAUAGUUAUAGCAUUUAUCAAAAUAUUUGACCGUUUAAGGGAAACCUUGAAGUUAUGAAGUCAGUUCAGUGAGGAGUUUAAAUCAUCUGUCGCGGCAAUGAUGCUCAUGUUGUUCUUUCUGUAGCUCUAGUCUCCAUUGUUUUCUCUCGUCCUUUGAUGUUUGAGACCAAAGGUAUUGAUUAAAAGCGGAAAGCUGAGUUACUAUGUUGGGUAGCUCACUGUGAAUGAGAUGUUUUCAUUUUGCCUAAAUAAGUUGUCAUUGCACUGUUUUGACACUGAGCGGUGAGUGUGUGAGUGCUUGAAGGUGACGAAGGCUUUGCAAGCCAAUUGCUUUUUUUUUUUUUUUUUUUCUUAAGCUUUGAUUCAAGCCUGGUACUACGUUUUAGUUUUGUAUCUGUAGUCACUUUCUUUUUAUAUAAAAUUGUAUUUUCUGCGUUUUAUAAGAAGACUCAACCAAAUUAUAGAGUAUCAAAGAAUGUUCCAUAUGAAUAAAAAAAAAGCUGUUAAAGCCAA
This is a messenger RNA of Ctenopharyngodon idella (grass carp), 4516 nucleotides long. It is a transcript of the gene wbp1la, whose product is annotated as WW domain binding protein 1-like a. NCBI's taxonomy places the organism in Eukaryota, Metazoa, Chordata, Actinopteri, Cypriniformes, Xenocyprididae. Bases 672 to 1691 code for a protein of 339 amino acids. The transcript is spliced from 4 exons. The record is from RefSeq and is a predicted model, not a curated record.